Messenger RNA from Closterium sp. NIES-67, 1976 nucleotides. The record is from the annotation of a GenBank genome assembly. NCBI's taxonomy places the organism in Eukaryota, Viridiplantae, Streptophyta, Zygnematophyceae, Desmidiales, Closteriaceae.
CCCUGCUCACCCUCCCCCCUUCCUCUCCUCCCUGUGUGCCAAAACAUCCACAAGACUUCCAGCCUCCGCAGUUGGCACCCCAGUGUCACUCACAGCCCCCUCCACCUCCAUUCUCCCAUUCAGCUCAUCCCACCCCGCCUCACCGCACUCCACCCCACCCCACCCACCACCGACCAAUCCAGCGAUCUACCCCUCGCCAUGGCCGUCGGCGCACGCGAGCCGCGCGGCACGAGGCUCAUGCGCCUCUGCGUCACGCUCCUUCUCAUCGCCGCGGCGGGCGCCGCCAGCGCCGGCGCUCAGCCGUCGCCUUCCCCCACGAAGUCCCAAGGCCUCCUCAACCGUCUCAACGCGUGGCGCCUGAAACACUCGCGCAAGUCGCCUCCCACUGGCGCCGCCGCUGGUGCUACAGCCGGCGCCGCCGCUACAGCCGGAGCGAAGGCGCUGGUGACGCCUGCCGCGACCUGCCAAGCGUCGACGCUCGCGGGAUACACGAGCUCCGUGGACCUAUCGGGCAACGGGCUGGUCCUCCACUGGAAGAAGUCAACGGGGUCAACGAUCGACCUCGCGCUCGAGGCCAAGUCAACGAGCGGCGCGGCGAGCGGGUGGUUCUCCGUGGCGUGGACCAACGGGGGCAUGUUUAACUCGGACGCCGCCAUCGGGAACAUCGCGACGGCGAGCGGCGUCGGCACGUACGCGAUAUCGAGCUACUCGAGCGUGGUUACCACGUCGCGGUUCGCUAUAACCGCCGCGAGUGUUACAACGUCGGGCGGGAGCACGAUCGCGAAGUUCACGCGCGCUACGGGGAACGGGCUCGUGUCGGUAAACGUGGCGGGGAGCAACAAGCUCGUGUGGGCGUACUCGUCUGGCGGCUCCAAGACAGUGGCCAACCACGGCGGCAGCCACAGAGGCUCCAAGACCGUUGAUUUCGCCUGCGACGGCACAUCCUCAGGCUCGGGAACAGGCACGGGAACAGGCUCGGGCACCGGAGCAGGGACGUGCACGGGCAACACGGGCGUGAGCGGCACUGCAUGCCCCGCGUCCACUCUCUGCGGCUACUCCUACCAGGCACAAAUCAAAUCCGGCGUGCUGCUGCACUGGAAGAAGGUGUCGGCCACGCAGCUGGACAUGGCAGUCGAGCUCAAGACCAGCAGCGGCGCCAGCAACGGGUGGUUCGCGCUCGGCUGGGCCAACGGGGGCUCCAUGGCUCCCUCCGACGCAGUCAUAGGCAACAGGGCGGGCGGCCUUGUCAGCCCGUACCGCAUCACAGGCUACACUAUGAGCUCGUUACAGGGCGCCUCGUUUAGCAUUGGCAGCAGCGCGGGGACUGUGACGUCCGCCACCGGCUCCACAGUGAUCCAGUUCUCGCGCACAACUGGCACGGGGUCCAUUCCCAUCAAGAUGAGUGGCGUCAGCCGUCUCAUCUGGGCUCACUCCAACUCCAACUCCAAGACCCUUGCUUUCCACGGCGGUGCUGAUGGUAGCAUGUCAGUGGACUUUUCCUGCGCCACUGCCCCGUCGUCCGGCGGCGGCGGGGGCGAUGAUAAUGGCGAGGGGGGUGAUGACUGGGGGGAGGGUGGUGGUUCAGGUAGCGGUGGGGCUUUCCUCUCGCAGCUCAUCGCUUGGCUUGGCUCGCUCUUCGGCUUCCGCAAGUAGAGGGCAUACGCUGCACAGCACAGUGCAGCACACACCACACAAUGCUCACUGGGAGUUGUGCAUGGUGGAUAUGAGUUGGUGGUGGUGGCGAUUAUCAGGAGGGUUGAGAAGGGGAGGUGUGAGUCUAGUAGUGUAGACGUAAGUAGCAGGCUGGACCACAGGCAUCUUUUGGAGUUGUGUGUGCGAGAGGCUCCACUGCACAGCACAGCCUAAAAGAUGGUUGUGAUGCCUUGCCCUGUAUGCCAUAGAUGAGUUGCACUGUUUGCUGGUUUCCAACCGUGAUGUAUAAGUUUUAUUUGUAAAAGGGCCGUUAAAAUGUAGAA